This is a messenger RNA of Danio aesculapii, 1846 nucleotides long. RefSeq lists its product as uncharacterized. Lineage: Eukaryota; Metazoa; Chordata; Actinopteri; Cypriniformes; Danionidae. The transcript is spliced from 6 exons. The coding region runs from base 118 to 1302 and encodes 394 amino acids. The record is from RefSeq and is a predicted model, not a curated record.
GACUUUUGCUGACGGCAGCUUGCAGUUGGCAGUAUAUGUGUGUUUUUUAUAUUUCUCAUCCAGUCAGCUUGCAUAUGAGAGCACAUUAGGAAGUUUAAGGUUAAACCUGGAGACAUCAUGAGACCUCUGCUAAUUCAUUUACUUUUUCAAGGUGUUCUACUGUAUGGUGCUCUUGGAUGGGAUGUUAGAAUGCCAAGUGACAUUCAUGGUCUUCAUGGUUCCUGUCUGGUGAUUCCAUGUUCUUUCAGCUACACAUCAAACCCACCUGAAAACCCACGUAGGAUUUUGUGGUACCAGUGGGUCUCUAGAGGUUAUCCUUUGGUCUGCGAUCCAUGGUAUCCAAAUGAUGUCAUAGACAAGUUCAGAGGAAAAACAUAUUUAUAUGGAAGUUCACAUGGGGAUUGCAGUCUGCGGAUUGAUAAACUAGAUCACUCUCACCAUGGAGAAAAAAUAUUUGCAUGGAUUGACCCUGAAAAUGUUGGAUGGCGCACUUAUGCAUUUUAUGAUGUCACCUCUACAAUCUUUGUUGAUGAUGAUCCACAGUCACCCAGCAUUGAAAUUCAUGGAGGUGACACUUUGGGUGAGAACAUCACAGUAGUAUGUUCGACCUUCCACACGUGUCCAUACAGCAAACCAACAAUCACUCUGAAUGGCAUAGAUGGAGAUGAUCAAGUAAAUGAUGAACAUAUUAAAAACGGCCUGUGGAAAACCUCUCUGAUGCGCAGAGGUGUUGUAGAGACAGAAAACCUUAAUUUGAACUGUUCAGUAACACAUUAUGGGGGCAAAACAACAAGAUCCUCUAUGGACAAAAGUGCCAAAUGUGUUCGUCAAAAAAUAAUGAUUGAGCCUGCAAUUGGAGAUGUCACCGAGUAUGUCCCGCAGAUCUUCACCUGUACCGUCUACCAUUCCUGUCAGAAAGAGAAUCCAACCAUCACAUGGAACUACGGGAACAUGCAGAUCUCAGAGGGGAGAAAAACACUUUCAGGUUUAAAUCAGGCCACCUAUUCCAAAAUAACCUUUGUGGGUACCAUCAAAGACCAUGGAAAGAGAUUGAUUUGCACUGCAAAGUUUUCUGGAGGAACUACCGAAGCUUCUGUCAUUAUACAAGUACAGCAAGAUACAUCAUCACUGACUCCAGAGAUGUCCACACCUGCACUGACUCCAGAGAUGUCCACAGCUGCACUGACUCCAGAGAUGUCCACAGCUGCACUGAGUCCAGAGAUGUCCACAGCUGCACUGACUCCAGAGAUGUCCACAGCUGCACUGAGUCCAGAGUCGUUCACACCUGCACUGACUGACUGAAAUGUUUUAUUUACUGAAAUGUUUUAUUCACUGAAGUGAAAUCACUGCUGUGUGUUGAAUUAUUGUCUGGUGUUGUGUCAGUUUUUGAAACAUGAUAGCAUUUAAUGUGACAGCAGCAGAGUUUGACUUUUAUUAAUGAUUUUAAAUAUAAUUCUUUAUUUGAAAGUUUUUUAUACAUGAAUUGUGUGUGUGUUUCCCUUUCUGCAAUGAAGGAAUAUGGAAGGAUGCAAAUUAUCAUGUGCAUUUGUUUAAUUGUCUUUGUCUUUUUCACAAAGAUGGCGCAAACUGAUUCCAAAGUGCUGAUAAAGAUCAGAGCCUGGCUAAGAUGUGUCUGGACUUUGUGGGUUUUACGAUGUGGUCACAUAUUGAUGAAGCAUUGGAUUGGUCAGUUUGAAUGUCUCAAUAUUUGGGCUUUGGUCACAUGGUCAAGGGAGACACAUAAUUAGAUUGUAUCUUUUGCUCUGUCUUUUUCAUGCUCUGCUCAUUUCUGGUCUGAAGCCCUUUUUCUCUGGCUCUACUCUGGCUCUUGCUUUAGUCUUUACUC